UUAUUGACCAAAAUGUUUCAAUUGGGCACAAUUUCUAUGUGUCAAUCCAGAACUACACACAGGACAACAGGACCCAAGGGAUCAUGGAGAAGAGCCAGUGGGACUUGAAGAAAGUCAGGCUCCAGAGCAGGCGCUUCAAGAGGAUGGACGAUUUUGUGGCCAUGCAUAAAGUCAGCACCAAUGCCCUGCUAAGGGAAUAUGCUGACUCACUGAAGAAAAGGAGGAAGCAGAAGAGACAUCAGGUGGAAACUGAGAAAUGGAAACACAGAAGCCAAAGGAAACGGGCAGUGUACGCGGCACCAAGGAAGAAGGCAUUUACCUUUCAGACAACAAAGAAUGCUGAACCUUUGAGCACUGCUGACUGCCCAUCUGAAAGCCGCCCAUCCUCACCCCUCUGCCCUGUGAACGUCCUUCACCUGUCUUCACCUGAACAUGCAAGUGUUCAGUUGAAUGCUGAUAGUCCAGGUGAAAGCCACCCGUCCUCAUCUGACCUGCACGACCAACAGUUAACCUUACUGUGGAGAAAGAGGUCGACAGAGGUGGUUGUUGCGGUACUGCCAUCUAAAAUUAAGGGUCGGAGCAUCUAUGUACACCACUCAGAGCUGCGUUCACUACGGCCACACCUGUGGUUGACAGGAGAGAUAAUUCAUGGAUUGAUGCAUCUCAGUGCCUACACACACAAUGUGGUAGACACCAUCUACCUGAUGGACCAUUACACGGCAGGUGUGAUUUUGUCUGGGGACAGGGCCACAGUACGCCGUCAAAGCCUACCUAAGGUAAACUUUGAAAACUAUGAAGCGAUGUUGUCAUUCAUCCAUGUGAAUGGGAAUCAUUGGAACAUGCUGUACAUUCAUGCAAAGUCUGGCACAGUCUUCCAAUUGGAUCCAUCACCAGCAUCCUCUGAGCUUGAGGACUCUGUGCAUGCCGCCACGAAAAUACAGGAAUACUUCAAGAUGAGGAGAACAUCCCAUGGGAAAACGGACUGGGUUGAUGUUCAGUGGAAAUGCCCCACCCAGUGCAAAAGGAUGGUUGCAGUUGUGGCGUUAUUGUUGUCGAAGUAAGUUGAACUAUGUAUAGUGGAAACAUAAUGUUUCUUUCAUGUUUGCAGUGGUAGAAAUAAGGUUCCAUUUAGGUGUUUCUGCACACAUGCAAGAUUUCUGUAAACCCUCCCCGUCAUGCAUGAGUUGACAUAUGCUUUAGUUAUCGUUUAAAAGAGGAAGACAAUUUUCAA
Gadus macrocephalus (Pacific cod) is the source of this 1231-nucleotide messenger RNA. RefSeq lists its product as uncharacterized. NCBI's taxonomy places the organism in Eukaryota, Metazoa, Chordata, Actinopteri, Gadiformes, Gadidae. The record is from RefSeq and is a predicted model, not a curated record. The transcript has 8 exons. The coding region runs from base 84 to 1061 and encodes 325 amino acids.